AUGAUCCAACCCGAGGUCUCCCGGCACAUUUCGGUAUCCAACAUCGGCCACGGGAUCAGUGCUCGUACCAUUUCGCCCAAUUUCCAUGGCACAUCGGGGACAGUGGAUAUCGCAUCAGCGAUGGCAGAGAUUACUAUCUUCACCGCCGGAAGCACCCUCAGGGAGAAGAGGUGCGGUCAAAGCUCACAACUGAAUUUGCCGUCCUCUACCAUGAUCUGGAUGGAGCGCAUGGGUCCCAGUGGUACUCUGGCCCCUCUUCAGUUUAAAGACAUUGACAAUCUCCCCCUGCAUCAGAAUGUCAUCCGAGAGACCCUCCGUCUCCAUGGGUCGAUCCAUUCGCUCCUGCGCAAAGUCAAGAAUCCGCUUCCAGUUCCCGACACGCCUUAG
Molecule: messenger RNA, 387 nt
Organism: Aspergillus lentulus
Lineage: Eukaryota; Fungi; Ascomycota; Eurotiomycetes; Eurotiales; Aspergillaceae
Source: RefSeq, a predicted model, not a curated record